This is a messenger RNA of Plasmodium relictum, 3393 nucleotides long. RefSeq names its product conserved Plasmodium protein, unknown function. Bases 1 to 3393 code for a protein of 1130 amino acids. The transcript has a single exon. NCBI's taxonomy places the organism in Eukaryota, Apicomplexa, Aconoidasida, Haemosporida, Plasmodiidae. The record is from RefSeq and is a predicted model, not a curated record.
AUGGAAAAUAAUAUUUUUGCACAAAAUAUUUAUUUUAAAGGAUUUAAUGACAGAAAAAUAAAUUAUUUAAAAGUUAGUGAAAAUAAAACUUUAGAAAAUUGUGAUUAUAAUAUACCUUCAAUGACACCAAUGAAAAAUAUGAAAGACGAAAAUGAUUUAAGUAAACUAAAUGUAGGAAAUAUAAAUUCAAGUAUAAAUUUAAAAUAUCAAUCAUUGAAAAAUAUAAAUAAUGAGAAUGAUUAUGUAAAUAAAAUUGCGAAGUCUUUAAAUUUUAAUGCAGCUCCUAAUAAUAAUAUAUACCCAAAUAAUAAUUUGCUAUAUAUUAAUAAUAAUUUAAAUAAUAAUAUGAAUAGUAAUUUGAACAAUUCUUAUAACUUCAGCCAAAAUGGUCAAACUAAUGAGAUAAAUGAAAAUAAUUUAAAUAAGAAUAUUUAUAAAGAUAUAAAAAAUUUAGAUAAAGUAGAUUUGAACAAUUUUAAUAUGAAUUCAUUUAGUAACAGUAGAAAUAUAAAUAUGAAAAAUAAUGAUUUUAUAGGUACCAAUGUAAAUAAUAAUGAAAAUUUACUUUUAACUAAUUCACAUCAAAAAUUAAAUUAUAUAAAUAAUAAUGAGAACAAUCAAAUUAGUAAUAAUAAUAAUAAUAAUAAUGAAAACAACAUAAAACAAUAUAAUAUUAAUUUGAAUUCUAAUAAUUUAUCUGCAUUAAAUAAAAAUUUAAAUGUAUACGAAAAUAAAAAGAUGGAAAAUAAUAUAAAACAAACUAUUUAUAAUAAUAUAUAUCAAAAUAAUCAAACCAGUUCCAAUAUAAAUAAUACUACAUUGAGUAACUUAAAAAAUAAUUUAAACAAUUUUAUGAAUACUGGGAUUUUAGUAAAUAAAAAUAAUAUAGCACAAAAUAAAAAUAUUUCAUUAAAUAAUUAUAGUGAUAAUAUAAUGAAUUCUUUAAGUAAUAAAACUAAUGAUAAUAAUAAUUUAAAAUUAUUUGAUAAUAACAUUAAAAAAAUGAAUGAAAUGGAAACAAGUAAUUUAGUAAAUAAUCAACUUAAUCAAAAUAUGUCUAUUAAUAAUUUUACUAAUGCAUUAAAUAAUCAGUUAAAUAAUAAAAAUUUUAAUCAAGUAAAUAAUUUAAAUACUACAAAUAAAUUAACAACAUAUAAUAUUCCAUCAACUAAUAAUUCUCAUAACUUAAAUACUACACUAAAUAAUACGUUGAAUAGUAAUUUAAAUAAUAAAAUGAAUCUUCCUAAUAUAAGUACUCAAAAUAGUAGCAAUAUAAAUGCUUUUAAUAAAAAUAUUUUAUUAACUUCAUCUAAUAUGAAUAAUAUAGUAAAUGAAAACAUUAUAAAUCAAUUUACAACUUCUAGUAAUAACAACAAUUUAAAUAAUUUAAGUAAUGAAAUAAAUUUAACUAAUUUUUCUAAAUCUAAUAAUAAUUUUAUGAAUUUGAAUAAUAAUAAAAACAUUAGUGAUAAUUCAUUAAAAGUAAGAGAAAUUGUAAAUUAUGAUUAUAUAAAUGAUAAAGAAAAUAUGAUAGAUAUAAAUAAAAUAAAUGAAGUAAGCAAAAAUGUCAUGGUUAAUGAAUCCAACUCAAAUCUGAAUAAUAUAAAUAUAUUAAACCGAAAUUUAAAUUUGCUAAAUCAAAAUAUGAAUAAUAAUUCUAUGAUUAACAUUAGUAGUAAUUUUAAUAAUAAUAAUAAUAGUAAUAAUAAUAAUAAUAUGAACAAUUUAAAUUAUAUGAAUAAUAUCACUAAUUUAAAUAAUUACAAUGGUAUGAGUGUUUUAAAAAAUGAUAAAGAAUUAAAAGGAAGCGAAAAUAAUACUGAUAUAAACAAAGAUAUUGUAUUAAAUAAAAACAGUGUAGUUGAUGGAAUUCUAAGUAGUAAUAUUAAUCAUAAUAAUAUUAGCACAGAUAAUUAUGCAAAUAUUUUAAAACACUUAUGUACACCUAUUAAAGGUAGAACAACAAACAAAACUGAAAACUUGAAUGAAAAUUUAAAUUCAGAAGAAUUAAAUAGUGAUAAUAAAUUUACGGGAAGUAAUAAAGAAAACAACAAUUCUAAUAUAAAUGAAAAUAUAGUAACAAAUGAAAAUAUUCCAGUAGAUAUAUACAAUAAUACAACAUUUAAUAAUACACCAGAUGAAGUAUCAAUAUUAACAAAUAAUAGCAUAAACAAUGUUGAAGUAGUUUAUAAUAAUGAAUUUAAUAAUAAUAAUAAUAACAAUGAUAUUAAUAUAAAAUCUAAUACUAAUAAAGAAGGAAAUAAUAAUAUAUAUGAAUUAAAAAAAUUGAAUUUAUUUGCUGAAAAUAAAAAGAGGGAUAAACAAACUUCUAAUGAAAAUAAAUCAAGUAAACUAAAGAAAUCUAAAACGAAGGUUUUUUUUUAUAUUAAUCCCAAAUAUAUAAUAGAGCCUCUAAAAAGAAAAAUUUACCAAAACAUGUCUAUUUACAUUGAAAAUUUAAUUAGUGAUAUAAAAUCAAUUGAAAAUAAAAAUAGAGCAGAAAUAUUAACAAAUUUACAUAAUACAUCUUGGUUUUGUAUGAUUUUUGAUUUUGAUGCUAUUAGCAAAUUAUUAAAUGUUUUUAAUAAAUAUUUAAUUUAUUCUGAUUCUCUAAUUAUCCCUGAUAUUCUGAUAUCAAAUAAGCUUGAAUCAGAUAAUAAUAUGAUAAAAGAUAAAGAAAAUAAUGAUUCUUAUAUAAAAAGUAUGAAUUCUUUUUUUUCAAAAAGUGACAAAUUGGAAUUAUUGAAUCAAAAAAUAUACGAUUAUGAAAAUAAUAUAAUUGAAAAUGUAGAAAAAUUAAAUUAUUUAAAAGAAUUAUGUAAUUCUUUAAAAGAGCAAGUUGGUGUUAAAAAAAAAAAACUCUUAUUAUUACUAGAAAAAGCAAAACUAAAAAAUUUUACAUAUAAAAAUAAACAAUUGCAAACCAUCCUUGAUAUAGACAAAAAAACAAAAAUAGAUGAAAAUUUAAAUUUAAAUUUAAAUAACGAAUAUUAUAAAAUAUUUAAAAAAAUAAAUGAGGGAUUAAAUGUUUUAAAAAAAUACUCCAAUAUUAUUAUAUCAAAUCAAACAUUGCAUAAUGAAAUUAAUAAUGAUGAUACAAAUCUCAGGAUUUCUGAAUCAACUAUAUCAACUGAUGAUUUAAGUUGUGAUAAUAACUGCAAUGAAGAAGAUGAUAUUAGUAAUAUGCAUAUAUCACCUAACAAUAAGCAUAAAAGAAAAAUUUUCAAUAAUCAAGAACCCUUUCCAAAAACAGAUAAUUCGAUGGAAGAGUUAAAUGAAAAUAAUAAUCAAGAAACUAAUAAAAAAAGAAAAACGAUUAAACAAAUUAAGAAUUUGCAAUGGCAAAUAGAAGAUAAUGAAGAAUGGGUAGAUGAAUUUUUAGAUGACUUUUAA